CAGUCUCGCGGCGCCGCCCACAGCGGCAGCGUCGAGGAUGUCCACUUACGCGCCCCGUCACUCGCCCUCCGCGUUCUCUACCCCCGCCUCGACCACCCUCUUCCGCAGGCUCACAUGGGAGGGCACUGUGCCGCUCGAGAUCCGUGUCGACUCCAAGGAGCUGCCCGCCAACUCUGACCGCGGCCUCGAAUGCUACUACAUCCAGGCACCUCGCGUCAGCUACCUCCCGCUGCUCGUCCCAGAGAUCAAGCGAUACCUGCUUGAUGUCGUCUUUGACGAGGCCGCAGCACGCGUAAUCAAGGAGGAGGACUGGUGGUUUGAAAGCGAGGACGGGAAUCUGCUCAAGUGGCACUGGCCCAUCGGGCUCAUAUACGACAACCACUCCAUCUCACAAUCGACGCGGCCCAAUGCCGUGCAGUCCGUCUUCACUCCGCUCCGUCUCGUCCUCCAUCUGGUCUCCCCGCCAACGGAGAAGCUUCUGCUUGCGCCAAGCGCAGAAGCGUGCAAGCAGGCGUUCAUGGGACAGCUCAAGGAGGCCGACUUCAUCCGGUGGGGCAACACGAAGCGCAUGACUGGCCUGCGCAAGGCUGAACAAGACGGUCUCUGGGAGGGGAUCAAAGAGCACAACUUUGACGAGUACUGGCGUGUCGCUUCGAAGAUCACGCCCACGACAACCCCUACGCGCUCACAUUCUCCGCCACCUCCCGCGGCUGCGACGUCGCUCCACACCCGCCCGCCAUCCGCAGACCCCAGUUCCAAUAACACGCCGCCCGACCGCGAUGGCGCUUCAAGCGUGCGGAACGUACCCGUUCGCAUAUAUCUCCCCGACGGUCCGGUCCUACAGGACCUCGUCCCGCCCGUGCUCGAGGAUGGACCGAUACACACCCUCGGCACGUUCCUCUCGGCGCGGUUGCCGUUGCUCUUCCCGCCCCCGGAGACGGGUAAGCAUACGUUGGCGUACGCGCUUCUCCAGGGCGUACACGUACCUCCCGAGGCAGAAAUGGCAUGGCUCGGUGCGUGCAUGGCUGGUGCGGACGGAUGGGUGAACGUGUGUGUGGGUCUGCUGAGGGAGGCCGCGCGAUAGGCGGCGGCGGCGGAUGCGCUGUACUGUAUGUAUACCCGUAUAUAGAUUCUACCCUUCCAUGCUUU
Messenger RNA from Trametes versicolor FP-101664 SS1, 1149 nucleotides. RefSeq lists its product as uncharacterized. Lineage: Eukaryota; Fungi; Basidiomycota; Agaricomycetes; Polyporales; Polyporaceae. Gene Ontology annotation, cellular component: cytoplasm; phagophore assembly site membrane; Atg12-Atg5-Atg16 complex. The coding region runs from base 38 to 1084 and encodes 348 amino acids. The record is from RefSeq and is a predicted model, not a curated record. The transcript is spliced from 3 exons. Gene Ontology annotation, biological process: C-terminal protein lipidation; autophagosome assembly; nucleophagy.